Messenger RNA from Peniophora sp. CBMAI 1063, 984 nucleotides. NCBI's taxonomy places the organism in Eukaryota, Fungi, Basidiomycota, Agaricomycetes, Russulales, Peniophoraceae. The record is from the annotation of a GenBank genome assembly.
AUGCUGUCUCGCUACGGUGCUGGCAAAACAUCCAAUUCUCGACCGGCCGAUGCGAUGCUUGCCCCUGGAGAUGAGCGCGACGAUGAGCGCUCGCCUGAGAACACUGCAACCUUCAAGCUUCAAGCUUCAAGGGCGCUGUCCUGGUCCGCUUUCAUCGGGGAAGUGCGACCUUCUAAGGUUGCUCCUCACGGUCAUCUCGGCAUCAAGAAAAACCCUAUGCGCGCCCUACUCGUGCACUGGCUGGAACCACAGCCCUUUUGCCGCCUGACCCAUCAAAAGAACAUUAUCGAUAGCCCCGGCUUUUGUUUGCGCGCAUGUUCGUUCUUUCCUUUCUCGUCCAUGUCCUCCAUCUCCCUUUCCGGUCGUAUGCGAUUCUCUUCGUCCCUCCUUUCCGCUUUCGUACUGUAUCUUUUCUCCUGUUUAGCCUUAGCUCCUCACGCUGUCGCUUACGGUCCCUUCUCGCCUCUCCUGCCUCCAUGGUCACGUCACUUUCUCGCCGUCCUCGUCCAUGCCCUCUCCUUCACCUACUCAUCUGGGCUGUUCAUCCCCUCCUCCCCAUUUAAUCCGUCAACCUUUCCUUCACUGCGGCCCCGUACUCCGCCGCUUCUCCUGCUCUUCGUACAUCAUGUACUGCAUCUCCUAGGGCUCCUCCCUUCACUGGCAACCCUCCCAGUCCUUCGCUCACUCUUCUGCUUCUACACCGACUCCCCGCUCAGGCCCCGCUCGGCAUUCUGUGCGUGCUUGAUGGCCUCGCCACUCAUAUACGCCACACUUCAUUGCCCAUAUCAACCUCUCGUCGUUUGGUUUCACCGUGUACAACAACUGCGCUCGUGCUGCAUUCGUCGCCUUCCCGCGGUCUUCACACCGCUGCGUAUCACAACCUCCUUCGUUCUUCCAGCCACCAUCUGUCCCCUUUUACUCCUCACCAAUUUCGCACUCCUGCUUCGUUGCCACAUGAUAAUCGGGCCCCUCGUGCGCGCUUAA